AUGGCAGCACAUCCACCUCAUUAUCCUCCCAUGUAUUUUGAUAUACCUGAGGAGAUCACCGAAAUAAGAGACGCCUUGAGGCCCCACGAGUAUAGGUCAUGGUAUCGUCACUACCAUGAUGGGCAAAGAGAGGGUCCCGUAUCGAAGGGUGAUAUGCCUCUGUUCAUUUUAGAGGCAGCAUUUGGAGAAGAAACCACGGAUACCAAGGACGGAGCGGUGAUCGAUGCUAAAGAUCCUAAGCUCGAGAGUGACCUCGACCUCUCCCAAGCCAUCAGCAAGGUGUACCCAAAAGUGAACUCGAAGGAGGAACCCGAGGAGGAGGAACCUGAGGAGGAAGAACCCAAAGAAGAGGACCCUGAUGAGGAAUCGGAGGAGGGGUCCGAGGAGGAUCCCGAGGAUGAUCCGGAGUAUGACCCGGAUGAGGACUGA
Messenger RNA from Eucalyptus grandis, 429 nucleotides. Its product is annotated as protein SHORT ROOT IN SALT MEDIUM 1-like. NCBI's taxonomy places the organism in Eukaryota, Viridiplantae, Streptophyta, Magnoliopsida, Myrtales, Myrtaceae. The record is from RefSeq and is a predicted model, not a curated record. The transcript has 3 exons. Bases 1 to 429 code for a protein of 142 amino acids.